UCUUAUAAAUGCAGCUCGAUCCAGCUUCUCUGUGACUGAUACCUUUGGGACAUGAGGUGGAUACUGUUUUUGGGAGCCCUUAUUGGGUCAGGCAUCUGCAGCCAACAAACAUUUCGUGGGGACCAAGUUUUUAGGGUUAAUGUCAGAAAUGGAGACGAGAUCAGCAAACUGACUCAGCUAAUGAAUUUGGACAAUUUUAAGCUCAAUUUCUGGAAGUCUCCUUCCUCCUUCAGUCGGCCUGUGGAUGUCCUGGUCCCAUCUGUCAGUCUGCAGUCAGUCAAAUCCUUCUUGAAGACCCAGGGCUUGGAGUACUCAGUGACAAUUGAUGACCUGCAGGACCUUUUAGAUAUUGAAGAUGAAGAAAUGCAACUCAAUGAAGGGCAAGAGCGGAGCGAUAAUAACUUCAACUAUGGGGCAUACCAUUCUCUGGAAGCUAUUUACCAUGAGAUGGACAGCAUUGCCACCGAUUUUCCUAAACUGGCAAGUAGAGUGAAGAUUGGACAGACGUUUGAAAAGCGGCCGAUGUAUGUACUGAAGUUCAGCAUGGGAGGAGGCAAACGGAGGCCGGCCAUUUGGCUGAACGCAGGCAUUCAUUCCCGAGAGUGGAUCUCGCAAGCCACUGCCAUCUGGACAGCAAGGAAGAUUGUAUCUGAGUAUGGGAAAGACCCAGCUGUAACCUCUAUCUUGAAGAAAGUGGAUAUUUUCUUGUUGCCUGUGGCCAAUCCUGAUGGAUAUGUGUACACGCAAACCAAAAACCGGUUAUGGAGGAAGACACGGUCCCUGAAUCCUGGAAGCCACUGCAUUGGCACUGAUCCAAACAGAAACUGGAAUGUGAGUUUUGCAGGAAAAGGAACCAGUGAUAACCCUUGCUCUGAAGUGUACCAUGGCUCGCGUGCCAAUUCUGAAGUAGAGGUGAAAUCGGUAGUAGAUUUCAUUGAAAAACAUGGGAAUUUCAAGAGCUUCAUUGACCUGCAUAGCUACUCACAGUUGCUGAUGUAUCCCUAUGGGUACACAGUCAAGAAGGCCCCAGAUGGCAAGGAGCUGGAUGAGGUGGCAAAACGUGCAGCCAAAGCCCUGGCUUCCCUGUCAGGUACAGAAUACGAAGUGGGCCCGACAUGCACCACCGUCUAUCCCGCAAGUGGGAGCAGCAUUGACUGGGCAUAUGACAACGGCAUAAAGUAUGCAUUCACAUUUGAGUUGAGAGAUACAGGGCAUUACGGCUUCCUUCUGCCUGCCAGCCAGAUCAUCCCUACUGCGGAGGAGACCUGGUUGGGCCUGAAGACCAUCAUGGAGCAUGUGCGGGACAAUCUUUACUAAUGAGGGGGCCCUUCUGUCUAUGUGGAUAUGUAUCCUUGUGCACACUCACUGAGGCUACUAUUAAAGGAGCUCAUUCCUUCAUGCUUGAGCCAGACUCUCUAGGUUAGAGUGCAUGGUUGGGCCGUUCCCUGGAGUUCCCUGUGAGGAACGCUUCCCCAGCCUGCCCUGUUUGGUCCUGUUGCUUUGCUGAGCCUUUGGUAUACCCCUCCUUCCACACAGCUGGUUGGGAAGACCAUAGUCAGGGUCAUCCCUUCCUGGAUGACAUAGCUCUACCUCAUUUUUAGAACCAAAGAGUACUUCUGAUGGUUCUGUACCCUCCUCCACAUGUAGCCAGGUAGGCUCUUGUGGGGCCCACAGAAAGCACUGUAUGAGACAAUAUUUAUCUUUAGUUGGGUCACAAAGAUGACACAGACAGAGCUUCCUUUAAUUUAUUUCACUCUUUCUGGACUUCAUUUUUCUUUUUCUUUCUUGAGAUGAGGGUCUCACUCUGUUGCCCAGAUUGGUUUUGAACUCUUGGGCUCGAGUGAUCCUCCCAUCUUGUCUCUUGAGUAGCUGGGAAUAUAAGUAGUGCACCAUGGCACGAAGCUCAGGGACAUAUUUUUCUUUGAGCAACAAAUCCUGUAGGGUCGUCAGUGUGGGUCACAUUCAUCCCCCUUCUUUUUUGGCCUGAGUACAAAGUAGAAGCUCUCUGCCCACCACUAAGCUAAAGAAUUUCCAGAUACUACAGUUCUUAUCUUUUUCUUCUCUUUUAUAUCCAGUAUAGCUGGGUUCUCAGAAGGAGAUUAGUGUCACUGUAGUUGCUGCUCCCCCGAGAUCACAGAGGAAGUGGCAGGCUAUGUAGCAGGAUUGCACAAUUGUCCCCAUCUGUCCGAACAGGCUCAUCUCCACUUUGCCUUUUGAACUCACUUUGAAGAUCUUGCCCUCACCCCAUAGACCCUAAAUCUUCCUCUGGUCUGAAUAAUCUCACGGCCUUGGCACAUUCCUGUUUGCUUCUUCUUCUUCUUCUUCUUUUUUUUUUUUUGCCUUUAAAGUUACCUUCCUCUAUUGUGCGUCCUGGACCCUGAGUACCUACAUGGAACACAAAUUCAUCAGUCACACACCUCUUCCACUAUUUCUCCUCAGCACCUACCAUCUGUCCUUUUUUCUUUUUCAUGCAUGUCUGUAAAUCUUAACCUUCUGCCUAGGAUUUGUGCAGCAUCUGGUGUGUGCUUAUAAGCCAAUAAAUAUUCAGUACAAGU
Heterocephalus glaber (naked mole-rat) is the source of this 2555-nucleotide messenger RNA. RefSeq names its product carboxypeptidase A4 (gene Cpa4). Gene Ontology annotation, molecular function: metallocarboxypeptidase activity; zinc ion binding. Gene Ontology annotation, biological process: proteolysis. The record is from RefSeq and is a predicted model, not a curated record. Lineage: Eukaryota; Metazoa; Chordata; Mammalia; Rodentia; Bathyergidae.